AUGGGCGGCCCACCUACUUCCAGGGAUGGUAACUACCAGAAUUUUGGACGCAAUGGUGAUGCAAUCAAUGUUGCCAUUGAAGGUGGUUGGAACACGGGCAGUCUAAGAUCUGAGAGUGUGAUGGACAUCAGCUUUGUAAAAGAAAAAGCCAGCGACCUCUAG
Plasmopara halstedii is the source of this 162-nucleotide messenger RNA. RefSeq lists its product as uncharacterized. The transcript has 2 exons. Lineage: Eukaryota; Oomycota; Peronosporomycetes; Peronosporales; Peronosporaceae. The coding region runs from base 1 to 162 and encodes 53 amino acids. The record is from RefSeq and is a predicted model, not a curated record.